This is a messenger RNA of Asparagus officinalis (garden asparagus), 6337 nucleotides long. Its product is annotated as protein TSS. The record is from RefSeq and is a predicted model, not a curated record. Gene Ontology annotation, molecular function: protein binding. Gene Ontology annotation, biological process: organelle organization. Gene Ontology annotation, cellular component: cytoplasm. Bases 216 to 5966 code for a protein of 1916 amino acids. The transcript is spliced from 25 exons. NCBI's taxonomy places the organism in Eukaryota, Viridiplantae, Streptophyta, Magnoliopsida, Asparagales, Asparagaceae.
CCCCCCUUCUCUCUAUAACACCCUCUCACCGUCUCUCUCGAUAGCGCUCCUUCCUCUGCAUUUCUCUAUCUCUAUCUUAGAACCUCAAUGGUUGCUUACCCUCCCCUUUUCUCCCAACAAAACUAAUAAUCCCCAUUACACUGUUAUUAUCUGUCAAUUUUCCAAGCUAUAUACCAACGGUCUCAAAUACUCAUUGAAGGUCGCUAGCUUCUGAAAUGGCACCUAAGAGUGGACGCGGCAAGGCGAAGGGAGAGAAGAAGAAGAAGGAUGAGAAGGUAUUACCCGUGGCCAUGGAUAUCACUGUGAACUUGCCAGAUGAGUCCCAUGUUGUUCUAAAGGGUAUUUCGACGGACAGAAUCAUCGACGUCAGGAGGCUGCUGUGUGUGAACACCGUCACUUGCGCCAUUACGAACUACUCCUUGUCACACGAGGUUAGAGGGCCGAGAUUGAAGGAUACGGUAGACGUGGCCGCUCUGAAACCCUGCGUUCUAACCCUGGUCGAAGAGGACUACGACGAAGCUCAGGCGAUCUCUCACGUGCGCCGCCUCCUCGACAUCGUCGCCUGCGCUGUCGUGCUGCCUUCGGCCGGCUCCCUGCCUACUCCGUCCUCCUCCCGUCCGCCAAAUGAUGCGCGCUUCGGCGGCGGCUUCUAUGAGUUCUUCUCCCUCGCAAAUCUCACCCCCCCAAUUCAAUUUAUAAGGCGAGCUGCGAAGGUUCGGCAGGAUGAGCGGCGAUCAGAGGAUCACCUCUUCUUCCUCGAGGUGAAAGUUUGCAAUGGGAAGCUGAUAAUAGUGGAGGCGUGCGCAAAGGGAUUCUACAGUGUGGGAAAGCUGCGAAUUCUGUGCCACGACCUUGUUGAUCUGUUGAGACAGCUCAACAGAGCUUUUGAUGCUGCUUAUGAGGAGCUCAUGAAAGCCUUCUUAGAACGGAAUAAGUUUGGUAAUCUACCUUAUGGAUAUCGUGCCAACACUUGGCUUGUUCCUCCAUUGGCUGCUCAGCUGCCAUCAACAUUUCCUAGCCUCCCAGCAGAAGAUGAAACAUGGGGAGGAAAUGGCGGUGGUUGGGGAAGGGAUGGUAGAUGUGACAUGAUACCUUGGGCUAAUGAGUUUCUACUUCUCACUUCCAUGCCAUGCAAAACUGCAGAGGAGAGGCAGAUACGAGAUAGGAGAGCUUUUCUGCUCCAUAGCCUUUUUGUAGAUGUUGCAAUUUUCAGAGCCAUUGCUUCCAUACAAUAUGUUAUGGAAAAAUGUAUUGCUUCUUCAAUUGAGAAAGAUGAAAUUUUGCACUUCGAGACAGUAGGGGAUUUCAGCAUUACUGUCACCAGAGAUACUUCAGAUGCAAGCUGCAAGUUGGAUACAAAGAUUGAUGGGAAUAGGACAACGGGAAUGGACCGCAAAGAUCUUAUAGAGAGAAACUUACUGAAAGGAAUCACUGCUGAUGAAAAUACAGCAGCUCACGAUUUCACCACCUUGGGCGUCAUGAAUGUGCGGUAUUGUGGUUAUAUUGCAAUCGUGAAAGUCAACAACUUUGACAAAAGCAAAUUGGACCCUUUGCAAGCCAUUGAUAUUGAGGACCAACCUGAUGGGGGAGCUAAUGCUCUAAACAUUAACAGUUUGAGGAUGUUUCUUCACAAGAAACCUACAUCAGAACAGAAAAGAGCAGCUAAUCACUCUUUGAGCUCAAAGCAUGAGGAGCUUACUGCAGGUCAAGCUUUUGUGGAGAAAUUGUUAAAUGACAGUCUAGCUAGGCUUGAGGAAGAGAAGACUGACGAAAACGUCUUCAUGAGAUGGGAACUUGGAGCCUGCUGGAUACAGCACCUGCAAGAUCAAAAGAAUGCAGAAAAAGAGAAGAAACCUGCGGCUGAUAAAGAUAAGAAACAUAACAGCGAGAAGACUAAAGGUGAAACAAAGGUAGAGGGACUUGGAAAGCCUCUUAAAAUUCUUAAGAAUACAAAGAAGAAGUUAGAUGGCGAAGAAGCUUCUUCCUCUUUGGAUAUGAAAACAUCUGAUGUCAAUGAUGGGGAGAACCAGAAUGCUCAGCCCUUGUCUACUGAAUGUAAAGGAGACAUCGUAGCACCUGACAAAAACCAGCAUUUGCUAAAAAAUUUAUUAUCUGAUCCAGCAUUUACAAGGUUAAAAGAAUCUGAAACAGGACUUCACCUGAAGUCUCCACAGGAACUAACUGAGAUGGCUCUGAAAUAUUAUGAAGAAGUUGCUCUUCCAAAGUUGGUUGCAGAUUUUGGUUCAUUGGAACUUUCACCAGUUGAUGGUCGUACCUUAACUGACUUCAUGCACACCAGAGGCCUACGAAUGCGUUCUCUUGGGCGAGUUGUUAAGCUGUCAGAGAAACUGUCCCAUGUGCAGUCUCUUUGUAUUCAUGAAAUGAUAGUAAGAGCCUUCAAGCACAUCCUUCGAGCUGUAAUUUCUGCUGUUCCUGAUACUAGAGAUUUGGCAACACUGAUAGCUUCUGCAUUGAACUUGCUUCUUGGGGUACCUGGUACUGGAAUCUCCAACCUUGCUCCAAAAGUACAUGCUACUGUGUGGAGAUGGCUGGAGGUCUUCUUGAAGAAGAGAUAUGACUGGCAACUUACUAUCACGAACUACCGCGAUGUUAGGAAAUAUGCUAUCCUAAGGGGGGUUUGUCAUAAGGUGGGCAUUGAGUUGUCACCAAGAGAUUUUGAUAUGGAUUCUGCAUAUCCCUUCAGCAAAUUGGACAUUAUCAGUUUGGUACCUGUACAUAAGCAAGUUGCAUGCUCAUCUGCAGAUGGACGACAACUUCUGGAGUCAUCAAAAACUGCACUUGAUAAAGGCAAACUUGAAGAUGCAGUCAGCUAUGGAACAAAGGCUCUAGCAAAGCUGAUUGCAGUGUGCGGUCCUUACCAUCGGAUGACAGCUGGAGCCUAUAGCCUUCUUGCAGUUGUUCUUUAUCAUACUGGAGACUUCAAUCAGGCUACAAUAUAUCAGCAGAAGGCAUUGGAUAUUAAUGAACGGGAACUAGGACUUGAUCAUCCAGAUACAAUGAAGAGUUACGGUGACCUUGCUGUUUUCUAUUAUAGGCUUCAACAUACAGAACUGGCCCUUAAGUAUGUGAAGCGUGCAUUGUAUCUGCUACAUCUUACUUGUGGACCAUCUCAUCCCAACACAGCUGCCACAUAUAUCAAUGUUGCCAUGAUGGAAGAAGGCCUAGGAAAUGUGCAUGUGGCUCUGAGGUAUCUCCAUAAAGCUUUAAAAUGCAAUCAGAGAUUGCUUGGUCCAGACCAUAUUCAGACAGCAGCAAGCUACCAUGCUAUAGCCAUUGCACUUUCACUAAUGGAAGCAUAUCCACUAAGUGUUCAGCAUGAACAAACAACCUUACAAAUUCUUCGAGCAAAGCUUGGUCCAGAUGACUUGCGUACUCAGGAUGCUGCCGCGUGGCUUGAAUACUUUGAGUCCAAGGCUUUUGAACAGCAAGAAGCUGCUCGCAAUGGCACUCGGAAACCUGAUGCAUCCAUUGCUAGUAAAGGCCAUUUAAGUGUGUCUGAUCUGCUUGACUACAUAAAUCCAAGUCAAGAUACCAGAGGACGUGAUUCUGAGUCAAUAAAGAGGAGAAACCUGAGUUUAAAGGUGAAAGGAAGAUCUGCUCAUGGCUUGAAUGUAACUGAUUCCGAUAUCUCACCCAAGGACUCCACUGGUACAAAUUCAGAUGAAGAAAAAGAAGACAGUGAAGCUAUAUAUACACCAGCUGAUAAGCUAGUCACUAGUCCGGAAGUUCAGAUUAAACAUGAAGAAUCUAUGGUCGAGGAAAAAAUUACAGUUCCGGAGAUAUCUAAAGUAUUGCCUGAGAAACAGAAUAGUGUUGUUGCUGAAGUGCCAAUGAAGGUAAACAAAGAGGCAGAAGACGGGUGGCAGCCUGUUCAAAGGCCAAGAUCAGCUGGAUCCUCAGGACAGCGGCUUAAGCAGCAAAACACAAAUUCUGGAAAGGACUAUAAUUAUCAUAAGAGCAAUGGCACGUCCGAAACUGUUCAAGCCAAACCAAGGCUGCCUUAUUCAAACAGCCGUUACUAUGUAUUGAAGAAAAGGACUGUCGUUUCUGGAGGUUAUCCAGAUCAACAUGUGAAAGUUCAGUCACCUGGAACCAAGUUUGGCCGAAAAAUAUAUAAGGCUGUGACAUACAGGGUCAAAUCAGUGCCUUCAUCAAGCAACAUCAAGGCGACGAGUAACUCCAGAGAGAUAGUUGAAAGAGCAAAUCUGCAAAUUCCUCAGACUGUUACACCUAAUGUUAACCCUGGAUUGAGUACUCAAAGACCUGUUAUAGGUGAUGUUUCUGAGUCUUACAAUAGUACGAUUGUUGAACUUGGAAGUUCUCCAUCAUACAAAGAUGUUGCAUUGGCACCUCCAGGAACUAUAGCCAAAAUUCAGGUCAAGAAAGUCAAGGAAGAUAUUACCAUGAAUAAAGACUUAUUGACUGCUAAAGGUGGAACGGAAACAGAAGAUUCAGUAAUGUCCGUGAACGAUGCAGAGGAUUCAGUUAUGACAGUACAUAAAGAUAAUAUAGAACAAGAAAGCAAGAAAUGCAUGCUAGACGCAGACAUUCCCUCAGCUAAGAAUAUGGAAGUUACUGAAAGGGAGGAAGAUAUUGACAAACAUGAUGAAGGUGUUGGCCGAUCUGAAUUGCUAUCUCCAGAUAUAGAAGUGUUGUCUUGUCAAAGAAUGCCUAUCAAGAAUGAUUCAGAUACCAGGGCUUCUAGAGAUGAGAUUCAGGAUGUGAUACCUAAUAAUGCUGAUGUUCCAGAAGGGCUACCUAGUAAAGACUUCAGUGAUGAUCACGACAAGAAAUCUACCCCUGGACCUGAUUGUGUGAAUAUUGAAUGUUUAAUUUCUGAUGUUCCUGAAAAAGAAUGCCUCAAGGAAAUGCUACCCAGUGUUACUGAGCCCAAGAGUACUUCUACUGGUAUUGCACAUCAAGAAGGUUUUCAAAAUGUUGACCGCCAAGUCAGAGCUACUGAUGACCUAAAGAAGAAGCUAUCAUUGAACACUGGUGAUGUGAGAGACACUUCUAAUAAGAAACUAUCUGCAUCUGCUACACCCUUCAACCCAUCUCCUCCUGCGGUGCUUAGCCCAGUGGCUGUAAAUGUUAGCCUUCCCCCAAGCUGUCCAGUUCCUGGGGUCGCACCUUGGCCUUUGAAUCUGACCCUUCACCCAGGGCCUGCAGGUGUUAUGCCUGCAUCACCUCCUAUGUGUGCAUCUCCACAUCAUCCAUAUCCUUCUUCCCCUCGACCUCCUAGCAUAAUGCAUCCUUUGCCAUUUGUAUAUCCACCGUAUACCCAGCCCCAAGCUGUGCCAAGCAGCACAUAUGCUAUGAAUAGCAACAUGUUUCAUCCCAACCAAUAUGCUUGGCAGUGCAGUAUACAUCAAAAUGCACCUGAGUUUGUGCCAGGAACAAUUUGGCCCAACUGUCACCCUGUACAUUUCUCUUCCAUGCCACCUAUCGCUAAUCCAAUGCCUGAAUUCAUGUCAGGAUCGAUUGUGCAAUCUGACAGUGUCAAUUGUGCUUCGACUCCAAUGGAGAGCACUGUUACAGAAGAAACCAACGAAGAAGGGGAUGGCAUGCCAGUAGUAGAAAGUGGGAACACAGCUUCUCAAAUUUUAUCAUCCGAAAAGAAAGAAUCUGAAGUGUCUUCUGACAAUGUACCAAAUGCAACUCAACUAAAACCAGAAAUAGUACUUACAGAUAAAGGAGAUUUUGGUGUUGAAAAACGUACCAGAAGCAGUAAGAAAUAUGAAGGUGAGGGAAGUUUUAGCAUAUACAUAAAGGGAAGAAGUCGUCGAAAACAAACUCUCAGAAUGCCUAUUAGUUUGCUAAAUAGGCCUUAUGGAUCACAGUCGUUUAAAGUUGUUUAUCACAGAGUAGUUAGAGAAAGUGAUGUUCCUAGAGCUUCAGAUGUAUCUUCCUCUGGUGAUGCUACUUCCAGCAUACCUUCGUCAUGAAUGAUUCCAUCCACAGAAAUGGCAUGUUUCAAAUUCUUCUUUAGUUGAUUCUCUGGCUUCAUGGUCCCCAUAUGUUACUAUUCCAAGAAAGUCAAUUUGACAAAGCAAUUCAGCUCUUUCCUUCCUCAGACAAUCUUGUAGAGACAGCACAGGUAUGAUAUCAUUUAUUGCAUAUUGUAGGUAUUAAUAUGACAUUCUCAACUGCACUGGAUAAGGAUCUAUUCAUAUUCAUGUUUAGGAAUUUAAAAUAGUGAGAGAUUGCAUCACAAUUAAGGGUGAUAAACGAUCGAAUCGAAUCAAAUACUAAGGUGUUUGUAUUUGUAUUUGUUUAAAAUUAUCGAAUUCGAAUGCAGACUCUAAUAUUCAUAUAU